Knipowitschia caucasica is the source of this 1974-nucleotide messenger RNA. The record is from the annotation of a GenBank genome assembly. Lineage: Eukaryota; Metazoa; Chordata; Actinopteri; Gobiiformes; Gobiidae.
AUGGCAGACUACAGGGACGACUCUGGGGCCCGGGCUCUCCUGGCGCUGCAGUCUGCUCCGUGCAGCCAGGUGCGAGUGCCCGUGACCUCUCGCUCCUUCCCACAGUCCUCUCUCUUCUUGGGCCCUCCGCUGAUGGAGGCCCGGGGGGACUCGGGGGUCCUACCGAUGCGCCUGGGCUCUCCUCUACUGCAGGCCCUGGCCAGACUGGAGGGCCGGGACUUUGAGUUUUUCAUGCGCCAAAAGACGGUCACCAUCGGUCGCAACUCGUCCCACGGCUCCGUUGACAUCAACAUGGGUCACUCCAGCUUCAUCUCCCGCAGACACCUGCAGCUCAUGUACGACCAGGCGAGCGGCUUCACUCUGCGCUGUCUGGGCAAAAACGGAGUGUUUGUGGAUGGUGUGUUCCAGCGCAGAGGGGCUCCCCCACUGCCUCUUCCCCGAGAGUGCGUGUUUCGCUUCCCCAGCACGGUGAUCAAGAUCCAGUUCAUGUCUCUGCUGGAGCCAGAGGAGCAGCGAGACCAGGAAGCCUCCCCUCCUCUGCGCCCUCUCCUGCCUCACAUCUCUCCCCUGAAGAUCAGCAUCCCCACAGCGCAGCAGCAUGAGGAGCACAUGCGGGCCUUCAGCUCUCCCUUGCCCUCGCCUACCGGCACCAUCAGUGUCCCCAAUUCGUGUCCGGCCAGCCCGCGGGGAGCCGGGUCGUCGGGUUAUCGCUAUGGCUGCAACAUUACAUCCGACCUGCAGCUGGCAGCAGAGUACGCAGCCCAGGCCGUGUGCGAGCAGAGGAGGAGCGCGGUGGAGCAGAGAGGAGGGGUGGCAGAGGCCAGGGGGGAGGCUGUGGGUGGGGACAGUCUCAGGGACGACUCCAAACCACCAUAUUCCUACGCACAGCUCAUCGUUCAGGCCAUUUCUUCUGCUCCAGACAAACAGCUGACUCUGAGUGGCAUCUACGCCCACAUAACGAAACAUUACCCAUACUACCGCACGGCAGAUAAAGGCUGGCAGAACUCCAUCCGACACAACCUGUCCCUGAACCGUUACUUUCUUAAGGUGGCCCGGUCCCAGGAUGAGCCGGGAAAAGGUAGCUUCUGGAGGGUGGACUCGGCGUCAGAAAGCAAGCUGGUGGAGCAGGCCUUCAGGAAGAGGCGACAGAGGGGGGUGGCAUGCUUCAGGACGCCAUUCGGACCCCUUUCGUCCAGGAGUGCCCCAGCGUCCCCAACACACCAGGGGCUGCUGUCUCCCCCCUCCAGCGGCCUGCAGACCCCAGAGUGUCUGAGCAGAGAGGGCUCCCCCAUCCCCCAUGACCACCACGAGCAGCUGGUCAACAAGCUGUCCUCUGUGCCCGAGUAUAGGUACUCUCAGAGUGCCCCAGGUUCCCCGGUGAGCAGCGGACAGGCAGUCAUCAUGGCUGCUCCUUCACACCCCUCAGGCCUGCUCUCGGCUCCAAGUAAAGGCCUGACUCUGUUCCCUGGGGCUCAACCCCCCGUCACCAUGGUCAGGGUGGUUUCUGCCAGCUCUGGGACCAUCCCCUCCAACGGCUACAGCUCCCCCCAAGGCCUGGACAGCUCUGAGCUCCGAGAGGCCCAGCUGAACAGAGAGCGGGUCAUCCAGACAGUGGACAGUGCAGUGCAGGGGCCCGAUGGCCGGAACUCUGUCCCUGGGCUACACCACCUUCCUGUGAGGCCGGUCACUCAGAAUGGGCGACACAGCAGCACCGUGAUGGCCUCGUCUGCAGCUGGCUUCAGCAACACCUCUGUGCUGAGCAGCCCUCUGCAGAUGCUAGCGGCCCAGGCCUCCAGCUCCCCACCUGUGCUUGUGAGCAGAGCGCCCCCCUCUGGAGACGAGCCACAGGUGAAGAGAGCCAAGAUGGAAGACGGCUUCAGGAGCGAGUCAGUCCUGCACCACCACGUCAUCUCUGCCCAGCAGCAGCCGGUCAUCGUUGCCAUGGCACCACAAAACCAUGAGAGCAGGAAGUGA